Messenger RNA from Haliotis rubra (blacklip abalone), 1365 nucleotides. RefSeq names its product putative deoxyribonuclease TATDN1. The record is from RefSeq and is a predicted model, not a curated record. Gene Ontology annotation, cellular component: cytosol. Gene Ontology annotation, molecular function: 3'-5'-DNA exonuclease activity. NCBI's taxonomy places the organism in Eukaryota, Metazoa, Mollusca, Gastropoda, Lepetellida, Haliotidae.
CCUUGGAACUUGACUCGAAACGUGGAAAGUGUAAUAUUUUAAUAGGAUUGUUUCCUAAUUUGCUUAUAAUGGCUGGUGCAACAAGACAUCUUUAUAAGUUUAUUGAUAUUGGAGCCAACUUGACAGAUCCAGUAUUCAGAGGAGUUUACCAUGGGUCCAAGAAGCAUGAAGAUGACUUCAAGGAUGUACUGCAGAGGGCCUUCGAUGGUGGCUUGCAGAAGAUCAUGAUCACAGGUGGCUCUCUGAAGGAUGCAGCUGAAGCCCUAGAGCUGGCCAAGACAAAUGAUAACCUGUACAGCACAGUGGGGUGUCAUCCAACUAGGUGUAAGGAGUUUGAGAAGAGUGGUGACCCCGACAAGUACCUUGCUGACCUCAUGGAGAUGAUCUCACAGAACAGGAACAAGGUGGUGGCAGUUGGGGAGUGUGGACUAGAUUUUGACAGAUUACAGUUUUGCCCCAGAGAGACACAGCUCAAGUAUUUUGAGAAGCAGUUUGACAUCACUGAAGCAAUCCAUUUGCCAAUGUUUCUGCACUGUCGCAACUCAAGCACAGAAUUCCUAGACAUCAUCAGCAGAAAUAGGGACAGGUUCAAAGGGGGAGUGGUGCACUCCUUCACAGGGACGAAGGAGGAGGUGGCUGCAAUGCUGGACCAGGGCCUGUAUAUAGGAAUCAAUGGCUGCUCUUUGAAAACACAAGAAAACAUUGAAGCAAUGUGUACCGUCCCAACAGAGCGCCUGAUGAUAGAAACAGAUGCCCCUUGGUGUGAUGUGAGGCCGACACAUGCAGGUUUCAAGUACGUUAAGACGUCCUUCCUCAAGAAGAAAGAGAGGUGGGAGAAGGGAUCCUGUAUCAAGGGCAGGAAUGAACCAGCAUGUAUAAUACAAGUGCUGGAAGUGAUGGCAGGAGCAAGAAAUGAGGACAUCGGGCAGCUAGCAGAGACCAUGUAUGAAAACACCCAGAAACUGUUCUUCCCCGAUCACAGCUGAUCACAGCAGGACUGUUGCAGCCAAUCUGUGAUAUUAACAGGAUACUCCCAGCUACACAGACCAGCCCUGUGUGUAGUGACAUUUCAGGACUAAGGAAUAUUUAUUGAAAGCUUUAGGAGUGAACUGGGUUUUUUGCCUGAAUUGUUGACAAGUCUUUGAGGUUGACUGAAAGGUGUUUCAGUCUUUUUGUCAUCCAAGUGGGUAACAAGAUGACAUAUUCCGGUAAAGUUGCUUUGCUGAAUUUAUGUUGUCGAUGUCAACAGUAACUACAAAAGUUGAUUUUUCCCCAACAAAAAGUGAAGAAAUAGACUGUAAUAUGGAAAAUGUCUUUUAUUUUCAACAUUUAUACAAACACAAAAUAAAAUAUAAUUGCAUCAAA